AUGAUGAUGACAGAGGUGAGCACCGCAUCUUCUCACCCUGCUGGUGAAGUGAGGAAAAUGAACAGAAUUGUGGAUCUGACAUUCAAUUUGCAAGAAAGAAUGCUGCUAACAUCUAUUCCAAUCUGUGCCGUGGGACUGAUUGGGAAUGGAGCUAUCUUUUGGCUUCUCUGCUGCAAGGUCAAGAUUAAGUUAAGCCUGUAUUUCUUUAGUGUGACCGUUGCAAAUCUCCUUAUCAUCUUCUGCAACUUUGUCAUUAUCAUUUUAUAUUUUGCACAAAUCACUCCCCGUUUAAUAUUCCAACGUGUAAUGCAGAUUCUGCACAUAUGUGGCUAUGACACCAGCUUCUACAUGUUCACAGGUGUUGCUGUGGAAAGGUGCUGUUCUAUCUAUUUUCCAGACUGGUACCGAUCACACAGGCCCAAUAAUUUCUCACACUUCGGAGUUAGUAUACUGUGGGGUCUGUCCUUUAUGGUAUCGUUUGUGGAUUACUAUGCCUGCUUUCCUAGAUUCCAAAUAAAUUUUCACGUCUUUUUUGUGGCUUGUCGGACAUCAACAAUAAUGGAAAUAAUCAUUGAGUUGAUUAUCUUUUUUCCAAUCAUAUUCAGUUGCACCUUGGCCAUAUGGAUCAGGAUACCGAAAAGAAAAGAGGGAACUCUUCGAGCUAGGCUUGAUAUCACCAUUGUGGCCAUGGUUCUACUAUUUCUUAUACUUAACGCACCACUUAGAAUUGCUCAUAUCCUGACCUUUUGGAUUCACAAAAUAGAUACGUAUAUGUUGCAGAACAUUUCUCUCCUUAUGGAUUCUCUCAAUAGUACUUGCAACCCUUUAGUAUACUUCUUUGUUGGAAACUGGGAGUGGCAGAAAUCCUCAGCACCCAUCCAUGCAUUUCUUGAGAAAGCUUUGAAGGCUGAAGAAAGCAAACCAGAGGGAACAGAAAGAGGCCAAGCACAGGCCUGA
This is a messenger RNA of Varanus komodoensis (Komodo dragon), 957 nucleotides long. RefSeq names its product proto-oncogene Mas-like. Lineage: Eukaryota; Metazoa; Chordata; Lepidosauria; Squamata; Varanidae. Gene Ontology annotation, biological process: G protein-coupled receptor signaling pathway. Gene Ontology annotation, molecular function: G protein-coupled receptor activity. The coding region runs from base 1 to 957 and encodes 318 amino acids. The record is from RefSeq and is a predicted model, not a curated record. The transcript has a single exon. Gene Ontology annotation, cellular component: membrane.